GUUGACGACGCUGUCAACACGUACAAAGCACUCACUAAGGAUGCAAAGGUUCUACCCGGAGCUGGCGCAGUAGAGAUUGAACUGGCAAGACAAAUCGAGUCUUUCGGAGAAAAAUGUGCUGGUCUCGAGCAAUAUGCUAUCAAGAAAUUUGCUUAUGCAUUGGAAACAUUGCCAAAGUGUAUUGCAGAAAAUGCUGGAAUGGAUGUGAGUAAUUAA
This is a messenger RNA of Strongylus vulgaris, 216 nucleotides long. Lineage: Eukaryota; Metazoa; Nematoda; Chromadorea; Rhabditida; Strongylidae. The record is from the annotation of a GenBank genome assembly.